Messenger RNA from Polypterus senegalus (gray bichir), 2402 nucleotides. RefSeq names its product noggin 2 (gene nog2). Lineage: Eukaryota; Metazoa; Chordata; Cladistia; Polypteriformes; Polypteridae. The transcript has a single exon. Bases 1320 to 1991 code for a protein of 223 amino acids. Gene Ontology annotation, biological process: osteoblast differentiation; negative regulation of cell differentiation; dorsal/ventral pattern formation. The record is from RefSeq and is a predicted model, not a curated record.
CGCUCAGAUCUUAACAGAAAGACGCACACGCACUUACAGAGCAGGAGUGGAGCAACAGACUGCGGAUCUGAGUGCCCUUUAACAGAGGCUGCUGUGCCUGUAAUUAAGGGGAUCAAAGCUCCCCUGGGAAUCGGCACAAACUCUACCCGUUUUAGAGGCACCUCAUCUUGGAUUGCAAUCUGGCUAUGUAUCGAUGGCAAUGCUUCUGAAUGUGGAUACUAUACACAGAAGAACAUAAAGGACAUCCGAUUUAGAAAGGGUAAAAAGAUCUGUAUACGGAACAAAAUGUACAGAUUAUUUAAGGAGCUGCAGGCACUUAUAUGUAAAUAAGGUAUUUUGACAGCAAGAAUGGAAGGAAUUUAUUAGACUUCUGCUGUUUAAGAAGGAAUAUUACAAUGCUCUGCAAAAUAUUUAAGUGAUGGUCUUUCAGUGGAAUAAGGGUGGAAUUGACUAGUUUGAGGAGACUUUCAACGCAAACGGAAAUAAAAUCUAAUUAUUUGUUGGGAUAUAUAUUUAGCCAAUCCAAAAUAUCACUUAAGUGCUAAAUGACGAAAAAGAGAACGAAGCUGCAGCACAUUUAAAUGACAAGUCGUUCUGUUUGCUUAAUGCUCGGAUAUGAACAAGAUUUUUAAAAUAAACGCUAUUACCUUUUUAUUUUUUGAGUGCCCAUCGUGCUUCAUGAAAUCCACCCGUUAAAUGCGGGUCUUAGCGCACUAAUUGAUUAAUACUGUAGAAGGGCUCACACUUCUAACUAAAGACGUUUUUGUGCUUCCUUUAGCGGAGAUCUUGGAUUCUGGCAUUUUUUUCUGGGAAACACGGAUCUAUUGAGGAGCGCUUCAUUCCAAACAACGGUCUCACGCCAGCCCCUGUCAUCCAGUCUAGACAAUUUGUCGUGGCUUUGAGUCCCGAGGUAACCAUGGCGACGAUCAGAAGCUCAAUGUGAAUUUUGGAGAAAAGGAGCAAAAACGAGUGAAAGAGUGGGCGAGGGAGAGUGUUCUUCAUUCAGUUGUGGUGAAAGUCUAAUUGGCCUGAGAGUUUCUCGCUCUCUCUCUCUCUCCUCUCGCGCGCUCGCUCGCUCAGUCUCUCUCUACACCAGGAGACCGAGACACCGAGUAAAAAAGCUGGAGCCCACGGCUAAGCCAGUGCUGUUCAAAAGCAUUCUGGUCCAUGUCAUUCAACUCCGCACUGAACUAUUAAAAGUAUCGUCUUGCCCGACUUGGACCUUGCCUAUUUCUGAAAGCAUCAGGCUAACACACUUUACAUGUUAGCAGCAGGAAACCCCAACCCCAACACGCAGAAAUAAAGGCGUUCGUUUCAAUAUGCGUGAUCACCUCUCUCCACGCAGCAUGGGGAUUUCUCUGCUGGUCCUUCUUAUUUGCAGCUUGAUGUCGGUUCGCUUAGGGGUUUGCCAACCUUAUCUACGGCUUCGACCUUCCCCUAGCGACAACCUGCCGGUGGUGGAUAUCAUCGAGCACCCGGACCCGGAAUACGACCCCCGGGAGCAGGACUUAAAUGAAAAGUUACUGAGGAAAAAGCUGGGCAGUAAUUUUGACCCAAACUUCAUGUCAGUAAGUGCCCCUCUUCAUGCCAAUCACUCAGUACAAGAGCCACUUCACAAAUUCAGGCUUCCUGGUCCCAUGCCCAGCGAAAUCAAGAAGAUGGACCUGUCCGAAACGCCAUAUGGUUUACGAAUGAAAAUUGGUAAGAAGGCGAGAAGGAAAUUUCUGCAGUGGCUUUGGACCUACACACACUGCCCCGUAGUGUAUGCUUGGAAAGACCUGGGCGUCCGCUUUUGGCCACGAUACAUCAAGGAAGGAAGCUGCUUCAGUGAGCGCUCCUGCUCCUUCCCUGAAGGGAUGUUCUGUAAACCUGUCAAGUCUGUUACGAAGACUUUCCUCAGAUGGUACUGUCAAGGAUUUUUAAGACAGAAAUACUGCACGUGGAUACCUGUACAGUACCCCAUCAUUUCGGAGUGCAAGUGUUCUUGUUGAGCUUGGGGUUAAAGCAAUAGAAAAAAGACACACAAAUACACAAGGACAACAACAAGAAACAAACUGGAAUUAUAGUAACAAUUGCACUGUAAACCUUUAUUUUAAUGUUAAUUUUAUUUUAUUUUAUUUUACAAACCAGAGAUGAGCUAUGGUGUUAUCUGGAAAAAUCUGGGAAAGGGAGUCACGAUAGCGAAAUCUAUUUUUAUAUAUAGCAUUCUAAUAAUAAAGUACCAACUUUGUAUAUAUUUAAAUUUUAAAGAAAAUGCAGCUAUUUUUUUUAAUACAGGACCAUAUUUCAGCCUAUCCAGAAUGUGUUUUUGGAGGGGGUACCUAAGCACUUCCAAAUGUAGGCGAUUUUAUGAAUUCUAUGCCGUGUGAAGUGAGUGGAUGUAAAAAGGAAAAAAAAAAAAA